CAGCUUGUCAACACGUGAGAGCUCGCCCAUUUAAAGUUUCGCUUUUGGUUUUUAUCAAAUAGUAUACCAAGAAACUAUUAAAUUGACAAAGAUACAGGUGCUGAAAAGGUAAAUGGCCAUAUAUAAAUGGUCUAUAUUUAAGCUCAAUUUCACUUCAAGAUACACAUACUGAAGUUGUGUUUCGCAAUAAUGGUUGUGAGGGAACUGACAUUUGUUGUCUGUUUUUGGACUGUCUGUACUGCUGGGCAUGAAUUCUUCUCAUCAACAGAUCAAAUUGCACAGCUUGUUGAGAAGAAAAAAGACCUACUGUUGAGCUUCAGUCAGUAUAUUGAUGCUGAAGAAAAGAAUGUAGAGGCGAUGAAGAGUGUUUAUCUGGAUCUUCUUCUUUCAUACUCCAACCCUGUGGACCCUGAGGAAAUCACAAGAGACCCUGUGGCAGCUUACAAACUCCUCAGACAACUGAGAAAUGAAUUAAUACAUAUCAUAAAACACAUUCAACCAAGUUUUCAUCAAUGCAACGAGUAUCAGGAUGAGUUGGAGCUCCUAGAGAUCCCACAGCUGAAGGACUUGGAUGGUGCUGCUUCAGGGCUGAUCAGACUGCAAGAGAUCUACAAACUCUAUCCAGAAGACAUAAUGAAAGAAAUGUUGUUAAGUGCAGACGAAGCUUUCCAUGUGGGGUUGGUUGCUCAUAACGAAGACAAAUUCCAGCAUGCAUUUCUCUGGUUUUGGUACAGUCUGGACAAAUUAACAGAAUAUUCAGCCACUACUGAGAAAGAGUUGUUACUUUAUGUUAUUUCCUCAGCAUAUCAUUUCGGCAGCCUACCUGUGGCAAUCUACUUCAACAAACAGCUUUUAAAUCUCGAUCCAACUGAUUAUGAAAUCAGAGAUCAGCUGAACAGACUCCUUCGCUUCCAGAGAAAAUCGAACCCUGACAUAUUCACACUGAACAAAGAGUCAAGAAGCUAUGAGAAAUUGUGCAGAGGAGAGCUUGACAAGAGGACCUCCAAGAGGCAGAGGGCGCUGUCCUGUAGGUACAGCACAGGUGGAGGAAACCCCAGACUGAUGUAUCCACCAGUGAAAGAGGAAGUGGAGUGGGACGAGCCUCCAAUCAUCAGAUAUCAUGACAUCAUUUCAGACAGAGAGAUAGAUAUCCUGAAGAACAUCUCUAGACCUCUGCUUUCUAGAUCGGAGGUUUAUCAAGAUGGAUGGGAUACAGCCUCACAAGACCAUGUUUCUCAAAGGGUUUUUCUACAAGAUGACCCUGUGGCUACUCGUGUCAGUCAGAGGAUUGCAGACGCUACUGGACUCUCCAUGGAAACAGCUGAAUCACUGCUUGUUCAAAAUUAUGGGAUUGGUGGCAGAUUUGAACCACAUUAUGAUGCACUGGAGACAGGAGUGAAUGACAGGAUUGCUACAUUCCUAAUUUAUAUGAGUGAUGUGGAGAUAGGGGGGGCCACCGUCUUCCCUGACAUCGGAGUUACAACGCGGCCAAAAAAGGGAUCAGCUGUGUUUUGGUACAACCUCCACAAGAAUGGUGAACUGGAUUUGAAUACACGCCAUGCUGGAUGCCCUGUGUUAGUGGGUAACAAAUGGGUGGCUAACAAAUGGAUCCAUGAGUUUGGACAGGAAUUCAAGAGGCCCUGUUCUUUGUCAGAAUGGGAGUGAAAUACUCUACAUGAUAUUUGCAUCUAUAUUAUGUAAAUAUACAGUACCACAGACAAAUUCAUGUGAAUGUUUUACUCUAUAUGUUAUGUUUAUUAUGUAUCAUAAAAGUUGAUCUGUCGUAUAUAUUUAUCAUAUAUUUGUCAAAGCCCUUCAGAUGAGCUAAUGUCUAUGGAUCUCUGAUCACAAAUAGAUCAUGGAUCUCUAGCCCAUAUGACAUCUCCGCCUUAACCAUAGCUCAAUAACUCGAACAUACAUUGUAGUUAGAUAUGUGCUUUUGUGUCUGCUAUACAAGUUCAUUACAAGUAGGGUUAGGUGUAGUUUUGAAAUGCUUUACAAUUAAUAUUUACAGUACGUUUUCAUCACAUCUUGCAUGCAAAACAAAUAUAAAAUCAAAAUUGAGUUA
This is a messenger RNA of Carassius gibelio (silver crucian carp), 2068 nucleotides long. Its product is annotated as prolyl 4-hydroxylase subunit alpha-1. Bases 190 to 1665 code for a protein of 491 amino acids. Gene Ontology annotation, biological process: peptidyl-proline hydroxylation to 4-hydroxy-L-proline. Lineage: Eukaryota; Metazoa; Chordata; Actinopteri; Cypriniformes; Cyprinidae. Gene Ontology annotation, cellular component: endoplasmic reticulum. The record is from RefSeq and is a predicted model, not a curated record. The transcript is spliced from 13 exons. Gene Ontology annotation, molecular function: L-ascorbic acid binding; protein binding; iron ion binding.